AUGUUCCCUUUGGCUUGGGCUGUUUGUGAGGUUGAGAGCACUGACACAUGGAGUUGGUUUCUAGAACUUCUAGCUACUGAUUUAGGCACUAGUGAAGGAGCAGGGUACACUUUCAUGUCUGACCAACAAAAGGGUUUACUUGCUGCUGUGUCAAAUGUGUUUCCACAAGCUGAAAGUAGGGUGUGUGCAAGGCAUGUGUACUGUAACUUUAGGGGAGUGUUUGGAGGUGGUUUAGAGUACAGAAAACAAUUUUGGACUAUUGCAAAAAGCAACACAGUAAAUCACUUCAAUGAAAACAUUGAAGUAAUGAGGGGUAUUUCACAUGAAGCUGCUGAAGACCUACUGAAAAGGAACUACAAGAAAUGGUGUAGGGCAUUCUACACUCCAUUAUCCUGUUGUGACAGUGUAGACAACAACAUGAGUGAGGUGUUUAAUGCAUACAUCUUGAGUGCAAGGCACAAGCCUAUUAUUACCAUGUUGGAAGAUAUCAGAGAGGGUUUGAUGGAAAGACUGCAUAAGAAAAGAGAUUUCAUAGGGAAAAAGGAGAUAAUGUUGUGUCCUAGGAUCCAAAUUCAGUUAGAGAAACACAAAAUUUGGGCUAGGGGUUGGAAUGCAUAUUGGGAUGGUAGGUUUUGCUAUGGAGUAAGAGAAGGUGCAACACAGGUUAAGUAUGUGGUGGAUCUGAACCAACAUACUUGCAGUUGCAAUGCAUGGCAGGUGAGUGGGAUUCCAUGCAAACAUGCAAUUGUUGCUAUAUGGAAUAAAGUAUACCACCCAGAACAAUAUGUCAAUGCAUAUUUCUGCAAACAGACCUACAUGAAGGCAUAUGAAUUUUUGUUAGAGCCUUUAAAUGGUCCUCAAGAGUGGCCUACUUCUGAUAGCAUUGUUGUGGCUCCAAAGGUGAAAAAGGUCAAUGGAAGACCUAAAACAAAGAGGAGAUAUGGUGUUGGAGAGGUAACUGCAUCUGGUAAGCUGAAGAGAACAGGUUGUUCUAUGAAAUGCAGCUUAUGUGGUGUGAUAGGCCACAACAAAAGGGGUUGCAAGAAUGCCCCUAAGCAACAACAACACAGCAACAAUCAUGCUACUGCAGAGCAGACCACACCACAGCAACAACACCCAAGAACCAGUUCAGCUAUACCAAUGCACAAUAGGGGUGUGGGUAUUUAUACCUACCCAAAUGGGUAUCAAAGAAUAGCUACUGUAAGUCAUUCAAUAUACUCAAAUUCUUUCUUACAUGUUACUUUACUGUACUGA
Molecule: messenger RNA, 1254 nt
Organism: Spinacia oleracea (spinach)
Lineage: Eukaryota; Viridiplantae; Streptophyta; Magnoliopsida; Caryophyllales; Amaranthaceae
Exons: 1
Coding region: 1-1254 (417 amino acids)
Biological process (GO): DNA transposition
Molecular function (GO): zinc ion binding; transposase activity; DNA binding
Source: RefSeq, a predicted model, not a curated record